GUAAAAUCUGUUGAGAGAGCCGCGCGCUUUUGCGGCGCGUUUACCACUGUCAAUUUCUUAUUUUCGUUUUGUGCAUUUUCGCUUGACGCUAAGCAGUUUAUUAUUGUAGCUUAUAUUAUUUCUUAUAAAUCGUUGACACUGUGUGAAGAUAAAUAAAAAUCGUUAGCAUAUCUAAUAAAUGUUAUUGCUUUUGAGGCUUGUGUUAAAGUAGUGACGGCCGGCAGAAUGCUUGAGGUAGGCGACUUUAAGAAAAUGCAAAAAAUUGGUGAAGGUACUUAUGGCAUCGUUUACAAAGCAAAGGAUAAGAAAACAGGCCGGGAUGUGGCGCUAAAAAAGAUCCGUUUAGAUAGUGAAACUGAAGGCGUUCCAUCAACGGCAAUACGUGAGAUUUCGCUGCUUAAGGACUUGACCCACAAUAGUAUCGUACAACUCUACGAUAUAGUGGUGGCGGAUUCCAGCUUGUACAUGGUAUUUGAAUAUCUCAAUAUGGACAUGAAGAAAUUAAUGGACAAAAAGAAGGAUGUGUUCACGCCUAAGCUUGUCAAGAGUUACAUGCAUCAGCUUCUGGAUGCUAUAUGCUUUUGUCACACAAACCGUAUAUUACAUCGUGAUCUCAAACCACAGAAUCUUUUGGUCGACACUGAGGGCCACAUUAAGUUGGCAGAUUUCGGUUUGGCGCGUGCCUUCAAUAUGCCAAUGCGCGCUUAUACGCACGAGGUGGUAACGCUGUGGUAUCGCGCACCAGAAAUACUCUUAGGCACGAAAUACUAUGCAACAGGCAUGGAUAUUUGGAGUUUGGGUUGCAUAUUUGCGGAAAUGAUAAUGAAGCGUUCGCUUUUUCCCGGCGAUAGUGAAAUUGAUCAGUUAUAUCGCAUAUUCCGCACAUUAGGCACACCGGAUGAAAAUGUAUGGCCAGGUGUUACACAAUUACCCGAUUACAAAGCCAAUUUUCCACGUUGGGAGAAAACGAAUAUACCUGAAGUGCUUGUGAAGCACGAAGCUUUUAAUCUAUUUAAGAAUAUGAUGCUUUACGAGCCAAAUGAACGAAUAUCGGCGAAAAAUGCAAUGAUCCAUCCCUACUUCGACGAUGUUGAACACGUGAAACAUGUAGAACUGCCCGUGGAUACGCCUUAGCUGCUAGAUUAGUGUACAUUUUAUAAUUUAUUUAAAUUUUAGCUAAUUUACCGAUUUAUGUGUAUAAAAAUAAUUAAAGUAAUUUCCCUUUUAAGAAGUAUAAGAUAGCUUUUUGUUUUAGUAAUUUCAAUUUUUAAAAUUUAAGUAAAAGUAGUCAGUUUAAUUUAAUUCAAUAUAUGCAUCGCUAAAUUUGUUGCAACCUGUA
This is a messenger RNA of Bactrocera oleae (olive fruit fly), 1339 nucleotides long. It is a transcript of the gene Cdk2, whose product is annotated as Cyclin-dependent kinase 2. Gene Ontology annotation, molecular function: cyclin binding; cyclin-dependent protein serine/threonine kinase activity; ATP binding. Gene Ontology annotation, cellular component: nucleus; cytoplasm; cyclin-dependent protein kinase holoenzyme complex. Gene Ontology annotation, biological process: regulation of G2/M transition of mitotic cell cycle; regulation of gene expression; G1/S transition of mitotic cell cycle. NCBI's taxonomy places the organism in Eukaryota, Metazoa, Arthropoda, Insecta, Diptera, Tephritidae. The record is from RefSeq and is a predicted model, not a curated record.